This is a messenger RNA of Didymosphaeria variabile, 1446 nucleotides long. It is a transcript of the gene CLB2, whose product is annotated as G2/mitotic-specific cyclin. Gene Ontology annotation, molecular function: cyclin-dependent protein serine/threonine kinase regulator activity. The transcript has 3 exons. Bases 1 to 1446 code for a protein of 481 amino acids. Gene Ontology annotation, biological process: G2/M transition of mitotic cell cycle; regulation of cyclin-dependent protein serine/threonine kinase activity. The record is from RefSeq and is a predicted model, not a curated record. Gene Ontology annotation, cellular component: cyclin-dependent protein kinase holoenzyme complex; cytoplasm; nucleus. Lineage: Eukaryota; Fungi; Ascomycota; Dothideomycetes; Pleosporales; Didymosphaeriaceae.
AUGCCUCCAGCGGCUCGUAACCUCCGGCAGCGUGCCAUCACUAAUGAGAACGAUGAGAACGUGGGCACCCAGCGGUUGACGCGCGCGAAGUCUGCCGCCAUGGACUCGGUCGUCGACGUGCCCAAGAAGCAGGCCUUGAACACCAAGAAGUCCCAAACUGCACUAGCACCCGCUGGGCAAGCCAGGAAGCGUGUAGCUCUAGGUGACCGGACCAAUUCGAUCAAGACGGAGGCCGUCGGCGCUGGCGCAAAGGACGCGAAGGAGAUGAAGAAGCCCUCCGUAGCCAAGAGCGGUCUGGCACAAGCAGCACACCCUACCAAGGUCAUGAAGACUUCUCAGAAGCAACCGCGUUCCGUGCUCGCUCCCAAGGAGAAGAAUGCCAACUCCUCCGGAUCAAAGCGACCAGCACCUGGCUCUGGCAUUGCCGGCCCAAUGAAGAAGCGUCAACACAGCGCGCCCGACUCUGUGAAGGAGGACCCUGAAGAAGAGGAGAACAUUGAACCUCCGACGAACAUCAAAGUGGAAGACAGCAAGGCCGCCCCGAAGAGCAAGGAUGUCCCCGUUGCUGCACAAGUGACCGAAACUGAGGUGGAGGUGAUCCCAGAUCUAGACAAGGAGGAUGUCGACGACCCGCUCAUGGUCUCAGAGUACGUCGGUGAGAUCUUCGAGUACCUGAAGGAGCUUGAGAUCGCUACCAUGGCAAACCCCGACUACAUGGACAAUCAGACCGAGCUGGAGUGGAAGAUGCGCGGUAUUCUCGUCGACUGGCUGCUCGAGGUUCACACGCGCUUCCGUCUCCUACCAGAGACGCUCUUCCUUGCCGUCAACAUCAUUGAUCGCUUCCUGUCCACCAAAGUGGUACAACUCGAUCGCCUCCAGCUUGUGGGUGUCACCGCCAUGUUUAUCGCUUCCAAGUACGAGGAGGUCCUGUCACCACAUGUGCAGAACUUUAGGCAUGUUGCCGACGAUGGUUUUACGGAGGAGGAGAUCCUUAGUGCGGAGCGCUUCGUCCUGUCUGCCCUCGACUAUGACCUGAGCUACCCCAACCCGAUGAACUUCCUUCGUCGGAUAUCCAAGGCAGACAACUAUGACAUCCAGACCCGUACUCUCGGCAAGUACCUGCUCGAAAUCGGAUGUCUUGACCACCGCUUCAUCGCCCACCCUCCUAGCCAGGUUGCAGCUGCUGCUAUGUACCUCUCCCGAAUGGUACUUGACCGCGGCGCAUGGGACGCGACUUUGUCGCACUACGCUGGUUACACCGAUGACGAGAUUCAGCCUGUUCUCGAGCUCAUGAUCGACUACCUUUCGGGCCCCGUCCUCCACGAGGCAUUCUUCAAGAAAUACGCUAGCAAGAAGUUCAUGAAGGCCUCCAUCGUCCUCCGUUCAUGGUGCAAGAAGUAUGUCGCACAGUAUGGUAACCCCCUACAAGACACGUCCAAGGCAUGA